CAUUGUUGUACAACAGCCUGUUUUUCUGCACUGAAUCUUAAACACACCCUUUUCUUCAGUAUUUAAUAAGACAACCGAUAAACAUCAAACAAGUACUGAGCUUCUGUACAAGCACAGUGUAACUGACAGUCAGAGGCGUCUGACAUCUUGUAUUUUUAAGCAGAAGGAGGUUAAAGAGACACUGGUCUAACUCAUGGAUUAUGGGGUGAUCAUCAUUGUGCUCACAGGAGCACUGGUCAAUGUUGCCUCUGCCCAAACUCGUCAGUACUACUUUGAGAGUACACCACUGAACUGGACUGAAGCUCAGAGCUUCUGCAGACAGGUCUACACUGACCUGGCCACCAUAGAAAACACAACUGAUGUCAGUGCUGUACUCAGGACCACACCAAGCUACACAGGCAAGGCUUGGAUAGGUCUAUAUGGUGACAACUGGAGAUGGUCCCUGAGUGACAGCAGCUUCUAUGGUGAAGGAGAGACAGAGUUUAGAAACUGGGCUCCUGGAUAUCCCUACAAUCCUUAUGGACAACAGAACUGUGUGCUGCUUCGCAGUCAGUACUAUUACACUGGGAUGUGGCAAUCCUACUUUUGCACCUACCAAUUACGCUUUGUGUGCUACAAUGGUUCAGUAAAUGACACAUCCUCUUUUGUAAAGGUCAACAGAACUUUGAAUUGGACCGAAGCUCAGAGAUACUGCAGGGAGAAUUACGUCGAUCUAGCCAGGUACAGUGUGCACUGAUGAAGACUCCAACACAUACAAUAGUUCAGUACUGAACCAACUACUUAACAACUACUAUCUGUUCUGUGAUGAAAUCCAGCUUAUUCAGUAUUCUCACACUUGAUUAAAUUCCACAUGGAUUGAAAAAUCUGUCAAAUAGUUUUAUUUGAUUCUUUUUGUUGUUUGAAUCCUUCCCCUUCUGUGUUUGUUCAUUUGUUGUUAUUAUUUUUUAAUUGCUUUGCUUCUAAGUAAAACAUUUUCAAGUGUAAGGCCCUUGGGGCUAAGCCACGUAGUAUGAUGAUCAUUGUGAUGAUUACAAGCAGGAUUGACAGAAAAAUAGCACCAAUAGG
Messenger RNA from Micropterus salmoides (largemouth bass), 1065 nucleotides. Its product is annotated as C-type mannose receptor 2-like. Bases 194 to 736 code for a protein of 180 amino acids. The record is from RefSeq and is a predicted model, not a curated record. NCBI's taxonomy places the organism in Eukaryota, Metazoa, Chordata, Actinopteri, Centrarchiformes, Centrarchidae. The transcript has 5 exons.